GUUUCAACAAGCUAUCAUCUGAGCAGUUUCUAAACCCUAGCAAUGGCGGAAGAAAUCUCUACCAAGGAAGUUAUCAUUGAGCCAGCAAAGAAGAUCCAGAAAAUCGAUCAUCAUCAUCAUCAUGAUCAUGUCCCUGAUCUAAAGGUGAAGAAACUCUCUGAAAAUGCUGUACUACCUUGUAGGGCUUCAUCUUUUUCUGCCGGUUACGAUCUCUCCAGUGCGAAGGAGGUGAAAGUUCCCGCUAGAGGAAAAGCUUUAGUUCCGACAGAUCUCAGCAUUUCCAUACCUGACGGAACCUAUGCUCGAAUCGCUCCACGUUCCGGUUUGGCAUGGAAACACUCGAUUGAUGUUGGCGCUGGAGUGAUCGAUGCGGAUUACAGAGGUCCAGUUGGAGUUAUCUUAUUCAACCAUUCUGAUGAGGAUUUUGAGAUCAAAUCUGGCGAUAGGAUUGCGCAGCUCAUAAUAGAGAAGAUCGUGACGCCUGAAGUGGCUGAGGUGGAUGAGUUGGAUUCAACUGUUCGUGGUGCUGGCGGAUUUGGAUCUACUGGUGUCAAAAAUGGAUGAAGAUGAUGGAUGGAUGGAUGCUAUAGGUACUAGAAUCUAGAUAGGUAUGUAAGAAGUAUUCUGAUUUCUGAUGAUGGUAAUUUUCGGUGAUCCAUCAUCAUUCAUCACAUCAGUUCAUUCCAUGUUCUUGCUUCUGCUAAUUGACUACUUUUGUAAGCAGAAUGAAUUUAAACUUCGUUUAUCAUAUUAAUCUUUUGAAGAUUCUGUGUUU
Molecule: messenger RNA, 775 nt
Organism: Impatiens glandulifera
Lineage: Eukaryota; Viridiplantae; Streptophyta; Magnoliopsida; Ericales; Balsaminaceae
Product: deoxyuridine 5'-triphosphate nucleotidohydrolase-like
Exons: 2
Coding region: 43-564 (173 amino acids)
Biological process (GO): dUTP catabolic process; dUMP biosynthetic process
Molecular function (GO): dUTP diphosphatase activity; magnesium ion binding
Source: RefSeq, a predicted model, not a curated record